GUUGACGUGUUGUGAGUAUAAUAAUGCAUGUAAUAUGAAUUGCCUGUUUUAGAAAACUUAAAUGUAAAUCCGAUGACACAAAUAUUCGUAUAAAUAUAUAUAUAAUAUGAUAUAUUAUUAUGUAUAUUGUAUAAUAUAUACAUAUAUAAAAAACAAGUACUUCCUACGUAUUUAUCAUUCACGUAACGCGCGCGUAUACAUUAUUAUAACACGCAUGAUAUUAUGAGUAAAAGGGAGGGGGGGACCGAGAAGAAAAAGAACGCGAUGUAGAGCACACGGUCGACAAACGCAUAUGAUAUGACAUAUAUUGUAAUAAAUAUACAUACCUAGGUAGUUUGUUUAGCCAAAAUAAUCUAGAAUUUUACAUAAUAAUAAUAUAAUAUAGACUUAUUUCAAACUUGUUUUAUUCUAAACAGAAGUUAUAUAAUAUUCUACGUCACGUUAUUAUUAUUAUUAUUAUUUAGGUGCAGCCGCCAAAAGUGUUACCCAUGCGCCCGGGCACACACUAUUUGGACCGUUUGCCCGACAACAGAUAACCAUAAUAAUAAUAUAAUAAUAUCAUAAUAUGAUUUUACCAAAUCGUGUCUGUAAACAAUUUAUAAAAACAGAAUAUAUCAUAAAAAUACGGACGCCAAAUCUGCAGCUAUAUUAUUAUGAUCGAGCCAGAAGACAAAAACGAUAGCGAAGAAAAUAGUAUGGUCGCCGUCCGACUAAGGGACACCAAUCUGGUGCCCAUCGUGUGGCAAGCGAGUCACAUGGUCGGGUACGCGCUGACGGCCGUGUUGGGCUUGGCCAGUGGCGUCAUGUUCUACCUGGCCGUGGAACUGUCGAGUCACCGCUGUUACCUGUACAACGCUGCUCUCAUCGUGCAGGAAGUGUCCAGGGAACAGAACCAGACGCUCCUGUCCGACGACCGGGUCUGGUACAUGAGCAGCAACUGUUACGACACGUUUUCGUUCUCGUUACAAGUGUGCAUCAGCUCGGUCGUGUGGAUGAGCAUGUUCCUGGUAUUUGGCCGCGGCGGAUCUUCAGUCACCGAGUUUGAUCACAGCAAAUACUUCAGGUCCGUUGUCUUAUACUCAUUUGCAAACUCUGAGCGGGCUACUAUAUUAUAACACCGAUCUAUCCCGAUCUGACCUCAUUUUUUGGUACCUAUAUACAAGGAUUCGAUAUGCCAAAGUGUGUUUUCAGAGUCGUCGUGGAGUUGGUUUGGAAUGCAUCAGCUGGAAUUGAAUGUCAGAUCCUUGCGCGACAGACGUAUUUAAAGUGAUUGUUUCAGGGUUUGUUAGUUUAUCUGUAACGGCGAUGUUAAUGCAUACUUUGGGGUUUAUUCCCAGUUUUACAUGCAGCAAUUGCAUGUGAAUAUUUUUCCUUUCAGAGUUAUUAGGAAAAUUAAAUUUAAGUAUUAUAUUAUUAUGUAUAUUAUCGUAUACUGUUAUCGCUAGUACCCACGGUCUCUUCCCGAGAAUGUCCCUGCACGAAACAAUUUCUGUACUAGUCCGUAGUUGUAUUUAUUUGUAUUAUUUUUUUUCCUAUUGAACAGUGACAUGGUUGGGCAGUGGCAAGUGGUCUUCUUCGCCAGUUGUUUCAAUUUUUGGUAUUUUAUAUAUUCGAUCGUAAUCUCUUUACAGUUUACCAACGGCUAUCUAUUAUUUGUUUCAACCCUAUUAUACCUACCGGUGGACAACUACUUUCGCAAUCGAUUGUAAGUAUAGGAUCAAAAUUAACCUCCACCCCUGCUGUGUCGACGACUGCACUAUCGAUUUGAAUAUUUUAUGUUAAGUAUUUUGUUUCAGUGAAAAAAUUGAGAAGCCAUACUACAUCAGAACUAUAGUGUUAUUAUGGUGUCAAAGUUGUUUGUGUACGUUCAACUUUCUAUUGAUUUUUUUCCGAUGUGCUAUGGGUGUAGACUUCGACGUAGAUUUCGACUAUGACGAUGGCGACAACAACGAGCCGGUCGCCGGUCCUUCAAAUCAAACGAAAAUAAAAAGUAUGCAGCCUAUGAUCUUGUACGAUGAUAUCAAGCUAGAUUAUGUCGCGGUCGGCGUGUAGGCAUCGUGAAAAGUCUGAAGACAAAUUAAUGCUCUCAGAAUUUAUAAAAAUAAUAAUUUAGUAUUUUAUCAGCGUUGAAACGAUGCUUUACGACGUAUUUUCAAAUAUAUUAUUGUAUUAUUAUAAUAUUAUAAUAAAAUAUAUAUAUUUAUUAUUUAUUCGUCAUUAACCUCGUUAGAGUUUUAACAUAAUAAUUUAUUGUGAUGACUAAUGGCUAAUGUUAUUCGUCUAAAAUCAUUCCCCAAAACUACCGUAAAAAAAAUCACUCCAGCAUUUUCCUUUAUUUAAAUUGUAUAUACAGUUUAGUAGAAACAUGGUCUGAUGGUUAUAUUACACACUUGUCCAAAACAUUUUUAAGACUUAUUUUUCAAUAAAAAAAAAAUAUAUAUAUACCAAUAACCUCGAUAAUGCUAUCAAGACAUGGAUUUUAUCAGACAAGCAACGUGACAAUUGUAUAGGUUCAUUAGAUUAGAAAAAGGACAAAUAAAAUAAAAUUUGUACGAUUUGUACGUACCUAUCCAACACAUACCACAAUCAAAAAAAUAAGAUAACCUGCAGGGACCAGAAAAUAGCUACAAAAUAAAUAAUUAUAAUGAUAACUAGUAACUGUUAUUACGUACGUACAACCAAAGUGCAGCCCUAUAGGUACAAUUGUAAAAAUAAAUAAACGUAAUGCAAUAAUAUUUACAUAAUUUAUUAAUGUGUUAGUGUGUAAAAUGUAAUUUGUUAAAAUAUAACAAUUUUAAAUUAAUGAAAAUAUAAACAGCGGGAAGGUUCUUUUUUCGGCGUUUGGGGAUGGAUUUUUUUAUUUUAUUACAUAUAGACAUAUAUCACAUAUAGACCAUUUUGUAUCCUUUACAUAUUUUUAUAUAUAUUAAUAAAUCGUUACAUAAAUUGUGAUGUUAAACAUCAUAAUAUUAUAGUGACAUAGUAUAGCAUGGACUUUAGUGCGGUUAUUCGUUACAUCGAUAUAGCGACGGUGAAAAAUAGACAGAAAUAACAGACGAAAUGGGCAGAACGAAACGCGAAAACGAAUAUAAUGAAAUAUACCGUUUGCACGUUACGAAUUUUUGUAGGUCGUCGAAUGUGGGUAAAUUUUUUUUCGGUUACACGAAAAAUAAAACUAUUCCGGCGGUUUCGGUCGUCGCUGUAAAUUAGUAGUAAAAGAAGACGAGAUGAAAAAAAAUCAUAUAAAAGGAACGAGCCGGUCACAGGUCACUAACGGGGUUAGAUGAGCGUAGUGGGUGUCGGUCGGGUGGCGGCGGCGUUAUAAUAUUAAACUAGUGAUGAUCGAUACGAAUUCCUCGAUAAUUAUUAUUGAACAAAUUGAUUUGGGAAAACGAAACGGGUGAAGGAAAAAAAAAUUCUACU
This is a messenger RNA of Acyrthosiphon pisum (pea aphid), 3423 nucleotides long. RefSeq lists its product as uncharacterized. The record is from RefSeq and is a predicted model, not a curated record. Bases 654 to 1115 code for a protein of 153 amino acids. Lineage: Eukaryota; Metazoa; Arthropoda; Insecta; Hemiptera; Aphididae. The transcript has 2 exons.